CUGUCACGUCGAGGAAUAUUGUCACUGUGAAGAUGAUGGAUCGUCUUGACCGCUACGUGAAGCAAACAGAUGUGUCAUAUCGAGUCACUCCUCAACCACUAUAUAACUAUACGGAAAUAUCCUCUCUUCUGUUGUCUCCCUUCUAUGAUUUUUCCAUCUACCGAAAUUAUCAAGCUCAUAUCCAUCUCUCUCUGUACUUGAAGCUAAAGCAUCUAUCAUUUCCAUAAGAAUCAACCUACAAUAUACACACUUCCCACAACCACUCUUGAACUUCUAUAUCAACAACAACAUCGAUGGCUCCUCCUCGUCGAUACAUCACGCUAGACGGCCAGCCUCCGCUCGGAGGACUCCCUCCAAACGUAGCUGCCGCUAUGCAGCAUCGAGCACGCGAGUCUCCUCCGCCAUAUACCGCAGCUCCAGCUCCUCCCGCUACUCAACUUCCGCCACAGCAUGGACACCCCGUCUCCAUCAACAUCAUCCCAGAAGCAACAGUCUGCUACGUCCCCCGUCCAAUCAUCGGUGCGAACCCCAGCUGGCAGCCAUGGACACCACUCGUCAUCACACGCACACCUCCCAACGCACCCAGCUGCAGCUGUCAUGAUACAAAACCCGCCAAACAACCCCCUGCAGCAUCAAACAACCCACCCUUUCCACCGGGUAGUAAUAUGCCCGGCACGACCGAUAGUCAUCCAGUCACUCUCUCCUCUGGAGCCGGCUACAUCUUCCCAACGAACCACACGACCAUCCAUCUCAUCGAGCCGAACUUCCUUCCUUUCGCGCACCCUCCGAGACAAUUCAAAUGGCGCGUCUACAAAGUUCCCACGACUCUAUCCCUAUCUGAGCUUAUCGAGAAGGUUUGCGUUGUCGAUUGUCCAGAGGGCAAGACGGCUGUUAAGGGAAUCGUGGAGUGUAUCGAAUUAGGCGAUGGGUGUUGGUUGCGAGGGCCGGAGUUCUGGAUGGGAAAGGGGAAAGGGGAAGAGGAUGCGAUGAAGGGGAAGGUGAAGAAGACGCUGGCGAGUAUUGGGUGGGAUGAGAAGAGGGGAAGUGUGGCGAAGCCGGUUUGGCUUGCGGUUGUGGUGGAGUAUGUUUGAGAGGUAGUCUAUGCUCUUUUAUUGUUAUUCUUUUUUAGGGAAUGCUUCCUUGGGUCUUGUGAGAAGAAGAUUUUGGAUUACUUUUGAGAAAUUGAGGGUCAGGCUUUGUGCGAUGUUUGCUUGGUCCAAUUUGGCAUCGUGUUAUGUACCUGCGGAUAUUGUGUUAUGAUGUGUGGUAAUUGGGGACAUUUCAUUUCUC
Messenger RNA from Paecilomyces variotii, 1290 nucleotides. RefSeq lists its product as hypothetical. The record is from RefSeq and is a predicted model, not a curated record. Lineage: Eukaryota; Fungi; Ascomycota; Eurotiomycetes; Eurotiales; Thermoascaceae. The transcript has a single exon. The coding region runs from base 294 to 1091 and encodes 265 amino acids.